GCGCACACACACGCGCGCACGCAGGUAGAGCUCGAGACAGCAGCGCGCGCUGGACUGACAGCUAGAAGAAAUGUGUGUUUUUUGUUUUUUCCUCACAGUAAAGAGAUAUAAAUAAGUAUCAACCCUGUGGAUCAGAGCUCAUCUCUCUGCCAUGUAGACCUGAUGGAAACGACAGCAAACAGAAGGCAUCCACUUUGAAUCUGCCUAAAAUCUUUACUCGGAAAAACAAACGCUGAAGCUGAUGAGUUCGCCGAGCCUCAGUGAACUGGGCAAGACUGAAAAGGCUGCUUUGGAGGAGAGAGGCGCUCAGCAAUGCAGGGCAGGGGCCAACGUCAUCUGGAAUAGUAUUCAUAAUGCAGUAAUCGGCAUGUUCCAGAAGAAAGAUCUGGGAGACAAUGAGUUGUACUCUUUAAAUGAAGGAGUCAGGCAGCUGCUGAAAACAGAGCUGGGGUCCUUCUUCUCAGAGUACCUGCAGAACCAGCUUCUAACCAAAGGGAUGGUCAUCCUCAGAGACAAAAUAUACUUCUAUGAAGGUCAGAAGUUACUCGAUGCUCUGGCUGAAACCUGGGACUUUUUCUUCUGCAAUGUUCUCUCCAUGCUGCAAGCCAUUUUCUACCCAGUCCAGGGGAAGGAGCCCACUGUAAGGCAGCUAGCACUCCUGCACUUUCGGAACAUUAUAACUCUGAGCAUUAAGCUGGAGGAUGCUUUGUCUCGUCCCAAUGCUUGUGUUCCUCCUUCCAUCAUACAAAUGCUGCUCAUACUGCAGGGGGUGCACGAGUCUCGGGGAGUGAGUGAUGACUACUUAAAGUUGGAAUCUCUGAUCCAGAAAGUUGUGUCUCCGUACCUAGGCACACACGGCCUCUAUACUGAUGACGGCUGUGUAGCGCAGUGCUCCUGUGUGCUGGAGAAGCGUUGGCAGCGGCACUGGCCCCAGCUCAGUGACUCCUCGGGCAGGAACCCUGUAGUGCGCUCUAAAAGCUACAACGUGUCCAUGUUGACACCUGUGGCCGAGUACGAGACGGAGCCCACAUCAGUGGGCAGUGCUGGUGUCCGACGACACUCUGUGUGCCAAAUGACCUUGUGUCAGGAAGAGCCGGCAUUCUCCAGCACAAAGUCCAGUCCUGAGUCGAACAUCACACCACAGCUCUCAUCCUCUCACCCAUCCACAGAACAUGACUCAGCUCUGACAGGCUGCAAAGGGCAAAUGACGGAAACGUCUCCACUACUGUCUCCUUCCAUGUAUCCUUCGAUUUUCUCUCAGUGUUCUUCAGAGAUAUUUCAGAAAAUGUCCCAUGAAGCAGAUUCUGAUCUGAUUAAGGAAGCGGCCUCAAUACCCAUAGCCUCGUCAAGCCCAGAAACCAUCACAGAUCAGCUCCUAGAGUCUUUAGACUCAGAAUCAGAGGGAAUCUUCAUAGACUUCAGCUGCCACUGUUCACACUCCUCCAACCUCAGCCACGAGAGUGAGAGUGUGGUCUAGAAAGGCAGCAGAAAGUGAAUGUCAGGAACUUUUAAUCUCUGAAGCUCAAAAUAGCAUGAAUCGGGUUCAUGUCAUUUGGUUUUGGGGGAUUUCUAUUCCUUUCAUAUUCCUUGUAUUUUCAUACUAAACAUCUGAAAAGCCAAAUUUUAACACUUUUUUAAAGAUAUUUCUAAUUAAGGUCUCUGGGCUCUUUUUCUUCAAUUCCUCUGAAACUUCUUUUAGAAUUCUUGAAAGUGUCUGGAUCAUUUUCCAAACUUGAAUAAAAAAAUUUUGGGGGAUUAUAACUGUUUAGAAUAACAAAUUCUAUAUUAUAUAACAAAUUUAUCUAUUUUAAUUACUAUUUAAUUGUAUUUAUUUAUGUAAUUGUUAGUGAGAAGUGAUAAAUGUGCUGAUUAGAAGCCCCUAACAGGUGAAGCUGGAUGCAGAGAGAAAUCCACUGUAAUCAUUGAGACAGAUGAAGGAUCUCUUCUUCUUUCUUCUGCUUUUAAGAAUGGUGUGAUAAUCAAUGAGGCAUUAAAUAUCAAUAUUCCUUU
Messenger RNA from Tachysurus vachellii, 2010 nucleotides. Its product is annotated as proline-rich protein 5-like. Gene Ontology annotation, cellular component: TORC2 complex. NCBI's taxonomy places the organism in Eukaryota, Metazoa, Chordata, Actinopteri, Siluriformes, Bagridae. The record is from RefSeq and is a predicted model, not a curated record. The coding region runs from base 242 to 1477 and encodes 411 amino acids. Gene Ontology annotation, biological process: TORC2 signaling. The transcript is spliced from 10 exons.